AUGACAGACGAUUUUGGCACACUGGCGAAAGUCUUGUUGUUUUGGGAUGGUGCUGGUGACACCACUGUUGGAAGCAUUCCCAUUUAUUUAAGCAAUGUUGCUUGGAAUUCAAACUACGCCCUGAAAACAUGGAAUUCCUUCAGCAAGACUUUCAGUGCCAGUUCUGACACAGCUGCCACAAGCCAUACAUUGACCAUUGGAAUGAACAUGCAAGCAUCGAGAUCACCCAACACUUGUGAACCCUCUGAAGGUGAAAAUGGUAUGGGAAACAAAUACAUACUCCGUAUCGACAACAAUUUCAAAGUGACAAGGAUGACAACAAACUAG
This is a messenger RNA of Seminavis robusta, 327 nucleotides long. The record is from the annotation of a GenBank genome assembly. Lineage: Eukaryota; Bacillariophyta; Bacillariophyceae; Naviculales; Naviculaceae.